Molecule: messenger RNA, 177 nt
Organism: Racocetra persica
Lineage: Eukaryota; Fungi; Glomeromycota; Glomeromycetes; Diversisporales; Gigasporaceae
Source: the annotation of a GenBank genome assembly
ACGAAUCUACUGAGACUGAAAGCAACCCUAUGAAAAAUACCAAUAUUAAUGAUACACCAUCAUUAGAAUACAGAGAUGUUACCGGUGAAUACUAUAUUUCAGCAGAUAUAGAAUCAAUUUCAGCAGAAGAUAAUCAUGAUGUAAAUUCUGAUAUUAAUACAGUGCUUUUAGAUAAUC